CACUAACUAGAUCACCAUCGACCACUGACUAGACCACCAUCCACCACUGACUAGACGACCAUCGACCACUGAAUAGACGACCAUCGACCACUGACUAAACGACCAUCGACCACUAACCAGUCCUUCAAGUGGUCGAUCCGAAGCCUCGUGUGUCAUGUCAGUUUCACCAGGGACCUGUGUCCUCUUGCUUGUCCUUCUGUGUGGGCUCCGUGUGGACACACAGGCAUCACGACAGGCACGUGACAACGUGACACAACCACCACGGCAGGCACGUGACAACGUGACACAACCACCACGGCAGCGACGGUACCACGUGGUACAUGAACAGAAUCAGCUGAGAUUAGCUUUAAAGAAGUCACGUGACCAGAGAUUUGAGUACCUGACGGCCAACACUGAACCUAGCCUCGUCAGACGGGACACAUCUACCUGCCCAGACCGUCUUGAACUACAGCUUACAGACUACCUAGUGACACCAUCUGGACUGCAGGUGACAAAAUACCUGGCGCGUCACACCAGACAAACACCUGGAUGUGCCGGCUCUGAGGUAGUCAUAGAGGGCAAACCUUACGGCCUGGUGAGAAUAAAGGGACCGACACGUGAUUUGGUAAUAUCACGUGAUCAGGAGUUACUGUUACAGAAAUGUUACCUACCUGUUGUAACUGUAAACAACCUGGUGAAAAGUCACCUGAACAUCUCUACCCAAUCUGUAGUUGAAGAAAACUUGCUCAAGUUGGUUUUAAUCGCUGGACAUGUUGUCUACAUAGCACAAGUUACCUUCUCUGACCCAGGCGGGUAUCACGUGACCACUCUAGCCAUUGACCCCUGCUCCCAGCUCGUGCAAACAGUGGACACACACGAGUCCAGCGAACCCAGUGCACAGCUGUCAAGCUACCAGUUCCACGCAAACACAGGAAAACCAGCACAAAAUCUCGGAAAAUCUGAAUUUUGCGACAACAAAUUUUUCGCUGUUGGCGGCAACAGUAAACUUGGCCAGAUCCGCUACGGGUACAAGCCGUUCUGUGUGGCUGUGACGUCAGACGGCUCAGGCUACUGUCUGCUACAGAACAACAUGGUGGCAGCUGUUGACAUGAAAAACAAAGAAAGCCCGAUGGACAGCCAGGAUGUGGUCAAGUUCCCGUGUAACCAAUCAUACCGAGAGGUCAAGGUCAAUGGCGCACCGUCUCCACUGCUAGACGGUUAUUUCUACUUGACGCAGGUCACCCGCAUGUUGAGAGAGUGGUAUGGGUACCAGCCCAGCAAGAAUCGGUUGCUUUAUCUCCGGGGCAACUUUGGCUGGAACUGCUCCAACGCUUUUCAAGAAAACGAUGGCAUUUAUUUAGGCGGGGGGUGGCGAGUUUAUGUACCCCCUGUCCACGGCUGCUGACUCGGUAGCACACGAAUACGGCCAUCACGUGAUAGCAACUACUGCUCGCUUGGG
Messenger RNA from Physella acuta, 1438 nucleotides. Its product is annotated as elastase-like. The record is from RefSeq and is a predicted model, not a curated record. Lineage: Eukaryota; Metazoa; Mollusca; Gastropoda; Physidae.